This is a messenger RNA of Raphanus sativus (radish), 1332 nucleotides long. RefSeq lists its product as uncharacterized. The transcript is spliced from 2 exons. NCBI's taxonomy places the organism in Eukaryota, Viridiplantae, Streptophyta, Magnoliopsida, Brassicales, Brassicaceae. Bases 1 to 1332 code for a protein of 443 amino acids. The record is from RefSeq and is a predicted model, not a curated record. Gene Ontology annotation, molecular function: nucleic acid binding; zinc ion binding.
AUGGAGUUGCUUAUGUUGAGAGCUAAGGUUUCCGAAGAUAGUGAAGCUACCAUGGCACGGUUUCUUGGUGGACUCAACCGUGAGAUACAAGACAGGGUAGAGAUGCAGCACUACUUGGAGAUAGAGGAGAUGCUACACAAAGCUAUCUUGGUAGAACAACAAGUUAAGAGAAGGAGCCAUGCGCGUGGCAGCUAUAGUUCCAGUAGAUACCAGACUUCUAAGGAUGACAAACCAAGCUAUCAGAAAGAGGGCAAGCCACAGCCAAAGGAAGAGUCCAAGCCUAGUAGCAUCUACAGCAAGGAUAAAGGUAAAGCAGAGGCUACCAGCUUGCGUGCAAGAGAUGUGAAGUGCUUUAAGUGUCAAGGGCGUGGGCACUAUGCUAAUGAGUGUACCAACAAGAGAGUUAUGGUUCUCUUGGAGAAUGGCGAGUAUGAAUCUGAAGAUGAAAGACCAGAGACUGAGCAAGAAUCUUCAGAAGCAGAGUAUGAAGAGAAACCAGUUCAUGGUAGGCUUUUGGUUGCAAGGAGGACUCUCAGCUUGCAAAACAAAACCGAGGAGCUAGAGCAAAGAGAAAACCUGUUCUACACUCGUUGUAUGGUACAAGGAAAAGUUUGUAGUCUGAUAAUUGAUGGUGGAAGCUGUGUUAAUGUUGCUAGUGAGACAAUGGUGAAGAAGCUUAGCUUGAAGACUCAAAAACAUCCUAGACCAUACCGACUGCAAUGGCUCAAUGAAGAAGGGGAAAUGAAGGUAUCCACACAGGUGUCAAUUCCUUUAUCCAUUGGAAGAUAUGAAGAUGAGAUCCUAUGUGAUGUGAUACCAAUGGAAGCCCGUCAUAUCUUGCUUGGGAGACCAUGGCAGUUUGAUAGAAGAGUUACACACAAUGGCUUUACUAACAAGCAUACCUUUGAGUUCAACGGCAAAAAGACUACACUGGUACCUCUAACUCCUAAAGAAGUGCAUCAAGAUCAGCUACAGCUUCAGAAAAAGAAAGAAAUAGAUCUUAAACCAGAACCGAGCAAGCAGCACAACUUCUAUGCCAAAACUGGUGACAUCAAAAGAUCUCUCUACUCUAAUCAAUCAGUUCUCUUAUUUGUUUUAAAAGAAUCUCUUGUUAGUCUAACUGAUUGCACACCGGUGUAUCCGAGUGAGAUGUCAGCUCUUUUACAGGAUUAUCAAGAUGUGUUUCCAGAAGAUAGUCCCACCGGUUUACCACCUAUACGAGGGAUCGAGCAUCAGAUAGAAUUUGUACCAGGUUCUACUCUUCCCAAUAGACCAGCCUACAGAACUAACCCGGUUGAGACCAAGGAGCUACAAAGUGCUCCUGGUGCCUAA